CAUGGAGUGUACCUAGUUAUAUUCCAUCAGACUAUCCCAUUAUCACAUAUGAGAUAGGAUAUCAUAUCUUACCGUCUGUUAACUGUUCAAUGGUAAAUGAAGAUGACAUUGAUAUUCAAACACUACAGUUCUCUAAUUCAACCAAUGGCAAUACAUUUACUACCAUCACUGGUCUUAAUGAUAUGUCUUGUUAUCUUUUUGGUGUACGUGCAUACACUGAUAAUGGAUACGGAGAAUGGACAGUUAUUGCUAAUGAGACAUUACCACUACCACCACAGCUAUCAACUAGUAAAAUGUUUUUAUCAUCAGUUCAAUCAGCUAUUUCUAGCUCAUCUAGUGGGUAUUGUUUAGUUAGUUGUCCUUUAUGUAACUGCACUUCAGUCUGUAAUGCUACUCCAGUUUCAGUAAUCCCAUCAACUAGUGAUACAUCAGACAGUGUCAUUGCUCUUAGUGUGUCAGUGGGUAUAUUGUGUGGUCUACUAACUGUCAGUGUUGUUGUUCAUAUCUACUGCUUUAUAAGAAAGAAAAGUCCAUGUACUUUUAAUAAGCAAACAAAAGCUGAUGAUGAUAUUGCAAUGCAAGUAUGUGAACCAUAUGAAAUUCACAAGACUAAACAAAGUGAAGAGAAUGAAGGAGUCUAUGAUGAAUGUCAAACAUCACCUGAUGAUGUUUAUGAGCGUAUUCCACAAUGAAUGUGUACUAUAAAGUUAUACUUAAUAUUACUGUUGUCACUAGUUUUGUUGUAGCAUUUAUAGAUUGUGUACAAAAAGGACAAAACUUUACAUACUUGUGAAUAUGUAUUAUGAUAAUUAGUA
Amphimedon queenslandica is the source of this 815-nucleotide messenger RNA. RefSeq lists its product as uncharacterized. The coding region runs from base 90 to 692 and encodes 200 amino acids. Gene Ontology annotation, molecular function: protein binding. NCBI's taxonomy places the organism in Eukaryota, Metazoa, Porifera, Demospongiae, Haplosclerida, Niphatidae. The record is from RefSeq and is a predicted model, not a curated record. The transcript has 4 exons.